AUGGACGGCGCCGUCUACCUCAACGGGUUGAAGCUGGCUCUCGUCAUUCUGGCGCUCUGCUUGGGCGUCUUGCUCCUGGCUCUGGACAACGCCAUGAUUGCUACCGCCCUCCCCACCAUCACAGACGAGUUCAACAGUGUCGCCGACGUCGGCUGGUACGGCUCCGCCUACCUCCUCACCGCCACCGCCCUCAACCUGUUCGUCGGCAAGCUCUACACCUUCUUCAGCGUCAAGUGGAUGUACCUCAUCUGCAUCGCCAUCUUCGAGGUCGGCAGCGUCAUCUGCGCCGUCGCCCCGAGCAGCAUCGUCCUCAUCAUUGGGCGUGCUAUCGCGGGCAUCGGCGGAGCCGGGCUGUUCGUCGGCGCCCUCGUCAUUCUCGCGUACUCCGUGCCUCUGGAACGCCGUCCCAUUUUCGCUGGUUGUAUCGGUAGCAUGUACGGCAUCUCGUCGGUCGCUGGUCCGCUUUUGGGUGGUCUGUUUACCGAGACGAUUGGUUGGCGUUGGUGUUUCUGGAUGAACCUCCCCGUGGGCGGCAUCGCCCUGGUCGUCGUGUUCUUCUGCUUCCACGACCCUCAGCGCAAGAUCCCCAGCAUCGGCGCCUGGGAACGGUUCAAGACGCUCGACCCGUUGGGCAGUCUGGCCUUCAUAUGCGCCAUGAUCUGCAUCCUGCUCGCCCUCCAGUGGGGCGGCCAGCGGUUCGCGUGGCGGUCGGCCGAGGUCAUCGGCCUCCUCGCGGCCGGCGCCGUCAUGGUGGGCGUCUUCGGGUGGAUCCAGCACUGGAACGGCGAGAACGCCACGGUCCCGCCCCGGCUGCUCAACCAGCGCACGGUCUGGGCGUCGGGCAUCUUCGCCUUCUGCCUGGGCGCGGCGUUCCUGCUCACCAUCUACUGGUUCCCGACCUGGUUCCAGGGCGUGCGCGGCACCAACGCCAUCGACUCGGGCCUGCGCAUCCUCCCCAUGCUGGGCGCCGACAUUGUCAUCUCGCUCGUGUCGGGCGUGGUGAUCAGCUACUUCGGCUACAUCAAACCCGUGAUGAUGUCGGCGUCGAUCCUCAUGGCGGUGGGCUACGGGCUCAUGUCGACGUUCCAGCCCGACGCGCCGACGUGGCAGUGGGUCUUGUUCCCGAUGCUCGCGGGCGCCGGCGUGGGCGCGGGCCUGCAGCAGCCCAUGAUGGCCAUGCAGACGGUGCUCCCGAUCCGGGACGUGCCGACGGGCACGGCGGUCAUGGUCUUCGUCCAGGGUUUCGGCAGCACCAUGUUCCUGACCGUCGGCAACACCGUGUUCAACAACCUGCUCAAGGAAGGCGUCCGGCUCAACGUCCCGAUGCUCGACCCGGAGCUGGCUGCGCGGUUGUCGGCCGAGACGCUCCUGGGGAUGCUGGAGCCGGAGUGGCGGCCGGCGCUGCAGGCGGUGUACAACUCGGCCCUUACGAGGUGUUUCUUCGUCAGCGCCAUUGCGGCGGCUGUGUCGUUCAUUGGUGCGUCUCUUAUCGAGUGGCGCAACAUCAAGAAGAAGCCUGGCGAGACGGAGGGUGCGGCGGACAACAAGGCCUAA
Sodiomyces alkalinus F11 is the source of this 1554-nucleotide messenger RNA. Its product is annotated as putative efflux pump antibiotic resistance protein. NCBI's taxonomy places the organism in Eukaryota, Fungi, Ascomycota, Sordariomycetes, Glomerellales, Plectosphaerellaceae. Gene Ontology annotation, biological process: transmembrane transport. Gene Ontology annotation, molecular function: transmembrane transporter activity. The coding region runs from base 1 to 1554 and encodes 517 amino acids. The record is from RefSeq and is a predicted model, not a curated record. The transcript is spliced from 3 exons.